AUGAAGGGGACCCCCAGGAGCUUGGACACCCUGCUCUGGGUCUAUCACUUCCACAGCUCCACCGAGGUGAGGGUAUGAAAACGGCCCACCCAAGGUCUCCACCCCCCACUUCUAUCUUCCCUGGAACUUGCUCUGGCCGCAGCCCACGAAUAUCUGGUGCAAAGAUUUGGAGAGCUGAAGUUCUAGGAGCCCCAGGGAUCCAAUAAGCCAGCCGGCCGGAAGGCCACCCUAGGGCUGGUGCUUAGAGAAGCUGCGGCCAGCAUCAUAAGCUUCGGAGCCAACUUGUUAGAGUGUGGCUCUAAGAUCUCAGCCCUGUGGCUGCAGCAGGAAGUGCGACGACUGGACAGCAGCGACAGCAGUCCCAGCCUAGCCCCCAACGCUGGGGAUCUGGGUAGAGCACUGGCCCGGAUAGCCCUGGCCGCUGGGCAGGGGGCUCGGCAAGCUGGAGCUGCAGCACGUGAGAUCCUGAUCCAGGGGGCGUGGCUGUGCCUGCGUGGUCGAGGUUUGCAGGGGUCCACCUCAUCCCUGCAACAAGCCCUGCACCAGCUGGGCCUUGGAAUCCCUGGGGACCCGGUGAGUUCACCAUAAGAGACUUGAUACAGGCCAGAUGUGGCAGGACUGAGGAGAAACUAUGGCUUCCAGCAGUGGCGAGGAGACCAAGGAACCGGACAAUCCAUCAGUGCCCCAGCCCCAUUCCGCGUCCGAAUAAAUACCAGGACAGUACCAGACAGCCAGUGCUCCUCCAAAGUUCCCUGGCUUUGGCCUCGCCCCCACCCCGACCCCGGCUCCGCUCCGCCCUCCACAUUGGCCCGCAUCUCUGGUUGGAUGCACUUUGAGGUUACCUGCCCAGCAGCGGCACGCUCAGAGAAGUCUCUGGAAUUUUCUG
Molecule: messenger RNA, 886 nt
Organism: Nannospalax galili (Upper Galilee mountains blind mole rat)
Lineage: Eukaryota; Metazoa; Chordata; Mammalia; Rodentia; Spalacidae
Gene: CUNH17orf107
Product: chromosome unknown C17orf107 homolog
Source: RefSeq, a predicted model, not a curated record